AUGCUCGGGCACAGCCGCAACGGGCAGGCCCACGUGCCCCGGCGGAAACGCCGCAACCGCUUCGUCAAGAAGAACGGCCAAUGCAACGUGUACUUCGCCAACCUGAGCAACAAGUCGCAGCGCUACAUGGCGGACAUCUUCACCACCUGCGUGGACACGCGCUGGCGCUACAUGCUCAUGAUCUUCUCCGCGGCCUUCCUCGUCUCCUGGCUCUUCUUCGGCCUCCUCUUCUGGUGCAUCGCCUUCUUCCACGGCGACCUGGAGGCCGGCCGCGGCGGCCCCGGCGGGGGCGGCGGCGGGGCGGCGCCGGCGAGCCCCAAGCCGUGCAUCAUGCACGUGAACGGCUUCCUGGGCGCCUUCCUGUUCUCGGUGGAGACGCAGACGACCAUCGGCUACGGGUUCCGCUGCGUGACGGAGGAGUGCCCGCUGGCGGUCAUCGCCGUGGUGGUCCAGUCCAUCGUGGGCUGCGUCAUCGACUCCUUCAUGAUCGGCACCAUCAUGGCCAAGAUGGCCCGGCCCAAGAAGCGGGCGCAGACGCUGCUGUUCAGCCACCACGCGGUCAUCUCGGUGCGCGACGGCAAGCUGUGCCUGAUGUGGCGCGUGGGCAACCUGCGCAAGAGCCACAUCGUGGAGGCCCACGUGCGGGCCCAGCUCAUUAAGCCCUACAUGACCCAGGAGGGCGAGUACCUGCCGCUGGACCAGCGGGACCUCAACGUGGGCUACGACAUCGGCCUGGACCGCAUCUUCCUGGUGUCGCCCAUCAUCAUCGUGCACGAGAUCGACGAGGACAGCCCGCUGUACGGCAUGGGCAAGGAGGAGCUGGAGUCCGAGGACUUCGAGAUCGUGGUCAUCCUGGAGGGCAUGGUGGAGGCCACGGCCAUGACCACCCAGGCCCGCAGCUCCUACCUGGCCAGCGAGAUCCUGUGGGGCCACCGCUUCGAGCCCGUGGUCUUCGAGGAGAAGAGCCACUACAAGGUGGACUACUCGCGCUUCCACAAGACCUACGAGGUGGCGGGCACGCCCUGCUGCUCCGCCCGGGAGCUGCAGGAGAGCAAGAUCACCGUGCUGCCCGCCCCGCCGCCCCCGCCCAGUGCCUUCUGCUACGAGAACGAGCUGGCCCUCAUGAGCCAGGAGGAGGAGGAGAUGGAGGAGGAGGCGGCGGCGGCGGCGGCGGCGGCGGUGGCCGCGGGCCUGGGCCUGGAGGCGGGCUCCAAGGAGGAGGCGGGCAUCAUCCGGAUGCUGGAGUUCGGCAGCCACCUGGACCUGGAGCGCAUGCAAGCCACCCUCCCGCUGGACAGCAUCUCCUACCGCAGGGAGUCGGCCAUCUGACCUCGGGGCCCCGCCCGCGCCGCCUCCCACAAGAGCCUCUGCUGGGGGGGGUGAGGUGCCAGGACACCCCCUCCGCACUCAGGACAGCGCUGACCCUGGCUCCCUGGACCUUCUGGAGGGGGGCGGGGCUUCAAAGCUGGGGGACCCCUUCCUACUGACUCCGGAACCCAGGCCUGGGAAGGGCACCCGAGACCCUCUGCCCUGUCGCUCGGGACCCCAGACUCACCAUCCUUCCC
Molecule: messenger RNA, 1565 nt
Organism: Eptesicus fuscus (big brown bat)
Lineage: Eukaryota; Metazoa; Chordata; Mammalia; Chiroptera; Vespertilionidae
Gene: KCNJ4
Product: potassium inwardly rectifying channel subfamily J member 4
Biological process (GO): potassium ion import across plasma membrane; regulation of monoatomic ion transmembrane transport
Cellular component (GO): plasma membrane
Molecular function (GO): inward rectifier potassium channel activity
Source: RefSeq, a predicted model, not a curated record